CCAGAGGUGCCGAGGCUUUUAAAAGCAGCUGGGCUCUAAUCCUCACCUUCAGACGGAUGCGCUGCUGAGGUUGUAGAAAAUGCUUUCUCUUGUGCUCUGGAGUGCUGCCCUUCUUGCCUGCACGCUGACCUCUGGUGCUGCCCAGUUGGCAAGCUGCCGUGGACGAUGUGGAGACGGAUAUUACAGAGGAAGCAUCUGCCAGUGUGACUACAACUGCCUCAGAUAUGGAGAAUGCUGCAAAGACUACGAGUCCCUAUGUACCAAAAAAAACUCUUGCAAUGGCCGAUGCGGAGAAAGUUUUCAGAGAGGUCGCAAGUGUAGCUGCGACACAGAGUGUAUGAAAUACAAGCAGUGCUGUCCAGACUACAAUGGCUACUGUGACAAAGAGGAUGGCCCAGUUGAUCCGACCUCAUAUCCACAAGAUGAUCCAGCAGCAGCAAACAAAGUCCCAGUCUUCCCUGAAGGCACCAGUGGAUCCCCUCCAAAUGAGUGGGAUCUUACGACUGAACCCCACACAACAGAGAGCACCCUUGAACCUACUGAAACCAGCUCCUAUAUCUUGUACACAGAUGCCACAAGCACGAUUGCCAAGACAAGUAAUGCUGCACUGUUGCCCGAAACCACCUCCAUAGAGAUGACGUCAGAGCCACCGCCAAGCGCCACAACGGAAGACCAGACAACGCUGAAAAUGUCCACAGCACCUUCAGAGACAGACAAAGUCACGCAGAGCUCUUCAGAGUCAUCUACAGAACCCAGAACCACUUUAAUGACGCGCAUCCCAUAUGGAUCUUCCACCAGGACUUCUGAGCAAACGGAGAUCACAACUCGUUUGAUUUUAGCAACAACCAUCAUUCCUUCAACGACUCCUGCAGCCAUCACAGAUGAGACUGAAACAAAAGAACCCACCAAGGCCAAUUUGGAUAAACCUAUACCUGAACCUGAGAUGACCCCAGGAGAGUACCAAGCAGACGACAACAACGACACAAACCUGUGCAGUGGCCGCCCCAUCAGCGGAGUGACCACACUGAGGAAUGGGACCGUGGUGGUCUUCAGAGGACACCACUUCUGGUUCCUGGACCCAAACAGAGUUCCAGGACCCGCCCGGGAUAUCACCCAAGUCUGGGGAGUGCCGUCCCCCAUCGACACAGUCUUCACCCGCUGCAACUGCCAGGGAAAAACGUACAUCCUCAAGGGAGGCAAGUACUGGAGGUUUGAAAAUGACGCUUUGGACUCUGGAUACCCAAAAGUGGUUGAGACUGGCUUUGAUGGACUUCGGGGUCCGAUCACAGCUGCCCUGUCAGUUCCUCAACAUCGCAGUAGAAGAGAGGCUGUGUACUUCUUCAAGAGAGGAGGGACUGUGCAGAAAUACUCCUACCAGUUUGGUACCCAUCCAACAUGUGGGCAAAAAACCCACUUCACCAUUCACAAGGUUCACAACAGACGGGUUCGUCACACAGUUUCAGUUUUAGAGGGAGCCAUCAACAUCAGGACAAGCUGGAGAGGCUUCCCACCGACCGUCACUGCGGCAGUGUCCAUCCCAGACAAGCAAGAGAUGGAGGGGUACAAGUACUACGUCUUCUCCGGGUCAAAGUCCUACAAGGUCCGAAUGGAUGGUGGCCAUCCCGUCAUGGAAACCUCCAAACCUGCCAGUUUCAUCAAAUGCCCCAAUGUUGUUUGAUAAGACUAAAGCACUAAACUCUUGUUAUUGUUUGGAGUUUUAAUAUGUUCUUUAAAAACACUCAGCACACAUGAUACGCUCUAAUCAUAUUACAAUGGAAGUCAUAGUGAGAUGGAACGGGGAAGAAGUUCCCAGUCAGAGCUUCAUCUGGCCAACCUUCUGCCAUGAGGUCCACGGGAAGGAAACGCUUGACCUGUUGGGAGUGAAGAGCUUAUUUAAAGGAAAAUUACUACAAUAAUGUAGAAGUAUUAGAUAUUUUCUGUCAAGGUUUUUUUGUGCCUCUGUCAGUAUUCUACUUCAUUUUGUAAAGGCUUACAUUUUGAUUGCUUGUGACAAAAAGGUAUUAAUGUGCAUAUAUGGAAUUCUGUGCUGUUACACCUUGGCCCUCUUGUCAAAUAUACUAAAAGAAAGUAAGGCAUGCAAAUACACCCACAUUACACAGAGGGAUAAGUAGUGACGUAUUUGGGGUAACUGUGGAAUAAAGAAUGUUGUUCACAAAGUUGUAAGUGUAUGAAAUCUUAACA
This is a messenger RNA of Synchiropus splendidus (mandarinfish), 2202 nucleotides long. It is a transcript of the gene prg4b, whose product is annotated as proteoglycan 4b. Gene Ontology annotation, molecular function: scavenger receptor activity; polysaccharide binding. The transcript is spliced from 14 exons. The record is from RefSeq and is a predicted model, not a curated record. NCBI's taxonomy places the organism in Eukaryota, Metazoa, Chordata, Actinopteri, Syngnathiformes, Callionymidae. Gene Ontology annotation, biological process: immune response. Bases 80 to 1678 code for a protein of 532 amino acids.